ACUUUGGGUUUCUUUCCUUGUUUGGUGAAGGAAGGUGGGUUAGUUUUACUUGGCGGUGGCGGUGGUGGUUCUUCUGUGGUCUCCACUAAUGAAUCUGCGGUGUUGUCUAAAGUGGAAGUUGUUUCUGAGGCUGAGAGCGAGUUGGAGUUGGGGUUGGGGCUGAGCCUUGGUGGUGGUGCUACAGGGAAGACCAAGGCUUCUAAUUCUUCUUGGGGAGAGUGUGGCAGAAUCUUGACUGCAAAGGACUUCUCUUCUUCAGUGGCUUCUCAAAGAACCAACAAUGGAGGUCCUUCUUCUGUUGCUGUUUCUGGGACCAAGAGAUCUGCUGAAUCUGUCUCCCAUGAUAGUGGUUCCCCUACUGCUGUCAGCCAAGUUGUGGGGUGGCCACCCAUAAGAACUUAUAGGGUGAACAGCUUGGUGAACCGAGCAAAGGCACAAAGAGGUGGUGAAGAAGACACACCCAAAGAUGAUUUGAAGAAGAAGCUCAAUCACAAUGGUAAUGAGAAAGGCCAUCUUGGGUUUGUUAAGGUGAACAUGGAUGGGAUUCCAAUAGGAAGGAAAGUUGAUUUGAAUUCUCAUUCUUCCUAUCAGAGCUUGGCUCAGGCACUUGAAGAUAUGUUCCUUAGAUCUGCUAAUUCAGUUGAGAAGGAACCAUUAACCGUGGCUUCUAUGCUUUUGGAUGGAUCAUCUGAAUUUGUUUUGACUUAUGAAGAAAAAGAGGGAGACUGGAUGAUUGUAGGAGAUGUCCCAUGGAGGAUGUUUGUCAUCUCCGUUCGAAGGCUGCGAAUCAUGAGGACCUCUGAGGCUAAUGGACUUACCCCGAGAUUCAACGAAAGCAAUGGAAGGCAAAGAAGCAAGCCCAUUUAAGCACAUCAUCGCCAUCAGCCAUUUACAAAUUAGAGAA
Hibiscus syriacus is the source of this 904-nucleotide messenger RNA. RefSeq names its product auxin-responsive protein IAA13-like. The record is from RefSeq and is a predicted model, not a curated record. The annotation marks the transcript as partial. Gene Ontology annotation, biological process: regulation of DNA-templated transcription. Gene Ontology annotation, cellular component: nucleus. The transcript is spliced from 5 exons. NCBI's taxonomy places the organism in Eukaryota, Viridiplantae, Streptophyta, Magnoliopsida, Malvales, Malvaceae. Gene Ontology annotation, molecular function: protein binding.